GAAGUUUCAGAUCUUCUAGCUAAAGAUCAUCACCUAUCUCUAAUACUUUAGAGCCUUAACUUAGUACCCUUUUACAAGAAAAAUGGGUGCUGGACAACGUCAACGUCGUCGUCUUGCUGAGGAGGCAGCUGCCGCAGCAGCUUCCGCUGCAUCUCCCUCCGAAUCCUCCAUCUUUGACUCCUCCGCCGCCGAAUCCGUUUCCGCAUCCUCCUCUCCGGUCAGCUAUUCUCCUAUCGACUCUCCUGCUUCCAGCCUUUGCUCCCCGGAAAUUUUGCCCGCUGACGAUACCGAUACCGAUGAGGUAGUGAAAGCCUUAGCAUCCGUCUCCCUCGUUGAGGCAAAGAACACGGUACCAGUAAAGCCAUAUGUCUUUAUCGCUAUUGACCUCGAAGCCAAUACGCACGAAUACACAUGUUUUGCUAAUAAUAAGACCUACACUCGCGGUACGCCAACCCAAAUCGGCAUCUCAAUUCUUCGGGCCAAUGGAAAUAAUGCGGCUCUAUUUGCGAACAAUCCCGACUCCUCGGCUGGUACUCAUUACCGCCACCUCAAGUUUAAGGAAUUCGCAAAGUAUAGAACCAGAAUUGGGAAAUUGAAGGCUGGGGAAAAGGUCGAAUUCCUGUACGGUCAAACUGAGGUUGUUCCGCUCGCUAGAGCAAACAGCCUGAUCGCAAAACUCAUAGAAGAUGAGAGCAAACACGGGCAAGUGGUUCUAGUUGGUCAUGCUAUCCAAAAUGAUCAAAAGAUCUUGGCUAUGGGGGGAAUCACAGCUUUCGACGCCCUUUUCCCAGAAGCCCUAGAUACCCAAGCCAUGCACCUGUCACCGGGAAGUAAGCAGGGCAGAAGCUUAAUUAACUUGGUGCUGGGCUACAACAGUGCCGUCGAAACAGGCUGGCAGCACAAUGCCGGCAACGAUGCAGCCUGGACCCUCUGGGUCAUGGCUAAGAAAUUGCCAGACAUUCUCAAGCUCUCAGCAUCUGGCGAGGAGAUGGUCAUCAACACAUCCAAGACUCUUCAAUUCCCAGGAAGAGCACAAUAUGACUACGAUGACGAGACGAAUGUUUACUGGUAAUCAUCGAUCCUGCGGGAUGUAUUCUGCUUCAGUGUCAAGGCUUGUCUGUGACUGCACGGAGUUACAGGACAGAGGUUUUGGGUGGUGCUUUUUUGGGGCUGGGGAGGGGGAGGAGUUCUUUUUUGGUUUUUUGGGAGGCUUUCUAGUUUUUCAUAUGGGUCUAUUUGUUUUUGCACAUAUUGUAAAGUUGUAUUUUUCAGGUAUAAUAAGUCGUAAAUUGACGGCCA
Messenger RNA from Botrytis cinerea B05.10, 1299 nucleotides. RefSeq lists its product as hypothetical. The coding region runs from base 83 to 1072 and encodes 329 amino acids. The record is from RefSeq and is a predicted model, not a curated record. The transcript has a single exon. Gene Ontology annotation, cellular component: nucleus. Lineage: Eukaryota; Fungi; Ascomycota; Leotiomycetes; Helotiales; Sclerotiniaceae.